AUGAUAAAUUGGCAAGCAUUGGAAUGUAUUAUGGCUGAACUAGGUAUCCCUCCUAAAUUCCUCAAUUGGAUAAUGCAGAGUAUGACCAGUGUGUCAUAUAGAUUUAAUAUUAAUGGUGUCCAUUCUAAAAUGCUUAUUGUUAGAAGAGGAAUAAGGCAAGGGGAUCCCAUCUCCCCUUACCUUUUUGCUAUGCUAAUGGAAUAUUUGCAGAGAAGUUUACAUCAGAUGCAAUUGAAUCCUAGCUUCAAACAUCAUGCCAAGUGUAAAAAAUUGCAGCUUACUAAUCUAAUGUUUGCAGAUGAUGUUCUGUUGUUUGCUAGAGGGGAUAGCAAUUCUGUUGACCUUUUAUUGACUGCCUUCUAUAAGUUCCUUAACUCCACAGGUAUGCAGAUUAAUAAAGGUAAAAGUAAGCUUUUCUGUGGUUCUGUUACUCAAGAGAUGAAGAAUAUCCUUCUUAAUCUCUCUGGUUUCCAAGAAGGUGUGAUGCCUUUCAAGUACUUAGGAGUGCCUAUUACAAGCAAGAAACUCUCCAUUCAUCACUAUAUGGGGCUAAUUGAUAAAAUUGUUAGCAGAACGCGUAUCUGGACUUCUAAAUUGCUUACCUAUGCUGGUAGAUUGCAAUUAAUCAAAAGCAUAUCAUUUGCCCUUGCCAAUUAUUGGAUGCUUUGCUUUCCUUUGCCCAAAGCAGUUCUUGCUAAAAUUGAUGCAAAAUGUCGUUCCUUCCUCUGGACAGGUAAAGACCAUAUUAGUCACAAGAGUCUAGUUGCAUGGAAGACUGUGAGUCAGCCUAUGACAAAAGGUGGUCUUGGAGUGAUCGACAUCCACACAUGGAACAAAUGCACGAUGUUGAAGUUAUUAUGGAACAUUUGUAAUAAACCGGAUAGCUUAUGGGUUAAAUGGGUCCACUCCUAUUAUCUGAAGAAGCACACUGUUUUGGAAUUUAAUCCUACUUCUGCUAGCACAUGGAUCAUUAAAGAAGUUAUGAAUGCUAGAGUUUUUCUCCAAUCCUGUCAAACACAAUGGGAAGGGAUGAAUUAG
Messenger RNA from Vicia villosa (hairy vetch), 1038 nucleotides. RefSeq lists its product as uncharacterized. Lineage: Eukaryota; Viridiplantae; Streptophyta; Magnoliopsida; Fabales; Fabaceae. The coding region runs from base 1 to 1038 and encodes 345 amino acids. The record is from RefSeq and is a predicted model, not a curated record. The transcript has a single exon.